AUGGACCAAUUCUGGUGUUACGGUCAUAAAUAUUUGUCGGAUAUAAUACCAUCUAUACUCCACACGACAGCCACCUGGCUGACCGUAUUCCUAGCCGUCCAGCGAUACGUCUACGUUUGCGUACCGAAUUCCGUCCACCUCUACUGCACACCAAAAACGACUCGAGUGGCUAUUUGCUCGAUUUUGAUGCUCUCCUCCGUAACAGUCAUGCCUGAUCUGAUGGCUAAGCAAUUCUCACAUUUCAUCUACUUCGAUCAGCAUCUCGGGCGACACAAGCGGGCCUGUCGAUUCGAAUAUCCAAAAUGGGUAGAAGUGAUCGGAAUGGUAACGUACUACACGGCUUACCUAUGGAUUCGAGCUAUUAUGCACUUUAUACCUUGCACGCUGCUUUUGAUCUUCACCUACAAACUCGGCCGUACCAUCAAACGAGCAGAGAUCAGGAAGCGCUCGUUUAUUCUGAAUCAAGAUGGCUCCGAGAGGAAGCAUUCCACAGUCUCGAAUAAUCCGGUGAGUUGCAGCGGUCGCAGUCUGUACGCGACGAAUCGAAUGCUGUCGGUGAUUUGCUCCGUGUUUCUCAUACUCGAGAUCCCGGCCUCCGUCGCGUUUAUCUUGCAAUUCUUGAUAGGAUCCGGUUGGCUGGUAUCUUCACAGAAAGACGAAUUGGCGGGAUUGCUGAAUCGGUUAAUGAUUAUACGCAACCUCUUGAUCGUCCUAACAUCCCCGAUCCAGUUCAUCAUCUACUGCUCCAUGUCCGAACAGUUUCGGAUCACGGUCCGGCAGCUGUUCACGAAAAGGCUGCUCUUCGUUGCUCAGGCCCAAGCAACAUUCCAUGGCGGAAAGAGGUAUUCUCUCAUUCUGGUCGACGUCGACUCAAUCGAACGGCGGAAUGGGGGUAGCAAGCGCAAUUCGAGAGCUGUGGUCAGCUGCGAACCACGAGAACCAUCCGUAAAAGUGGAGUACCCUGAAUCGGGGACACAAGAGCGCCGGAAAAUGGGGAAGGUGGGACGUCAGGUGUCGUUCAAGGAUCGACCGCUCGAUCGGAAUCGGGAUUGCCCUUCCGCGUCGAUCGUCACCAAAGAAACGUCUCCAGGAAAUGGGCGGCGCCUAUCUACCGUAAUCCAAGAACCAGCAAGUCCAGAUGCUGUGAUUACCCCACUAGUUCUCGAUACCGAAAGUGAUUCACUCUGGAGUCAGCCGACCACCUCGACCCUGGUUUCGGAGCGCCCGAAUGGAGAUAUCCCAGAGAUUCGAAUCGAGCUGAAGGAGUGCUCGACAUCAAAUGAAGCGCUCGGGGAAGAGGGUGUGGAGCAA
This is a messenger RNA of Mesorhabditis spiculigera, 1311 nucleotides long. Lineage: Eukaryota; Metazoa; Nematoda; Chromadorea; Rhabditida; Rhabditidae. The record is from the annotation of a GenBank genome assembly.